AUGGAAGACCUAUUUCCAGAAGCCAUUCCUCCUCAACUCAAGCGGAGUCCGGUGCCAAACCUGCAAAUCCUACCAGGUACCUAUGGCUCCUUGCUCAACUCAACAAAGCCGCCGCCAGCAUUGGCUUCCGCCAUUGCAAAUGGCAACAUCACCAAAGCGCCAAACGGCACCUUUUACUCAGGUCUGAAUGGUGUUAACCUGGAGCGAGACCGUCAGAUGACCAGUGCGCUUUCGAUAGCGAUCCUGUGUGGUGUCAUCUUCGUCCUUGGCCUUAGAGGGUGGCAACUCUUCACUGCCCACCUAAGGCGAAUCUACUGUCUUACAGCGACGAGAUCACAGCAGAACUACUGGUCAUACGAUCAGAGUACCUGGCUCCCGUUCCUAAAGAAGCACGUCAUCUAUGCACCACUCGGCAAGAAGCGACACAACCGAGAGAUUCAGCUGUCCAAAGCUCAAAAUUAUGGCACUAUCCCCGGACGUGUCCAUACUGCGGUUCUGACUUUCUAUCUUGUUACCAACCUGGUGUUCUGUCUCUACCUUGACUACAAACACCCAACUCCCAAAGUUUUGGCUGAGCUCCGGGGCCGGUCCGGUAUGCUGGCUGUGUGGAAUAUGAUGGUGCUGAUCUUGUUUGCUGCUCGCAACAAUCCAUUGAUUUGGCUUCUGGAGACCAGUUUCGACACCUUCAAUCUUUUCCACCGCUGGCUUGGGCGACUGGUGAUUCUUGAAAGCCUGAUUCACAUCUUCGCAUGGUAUGGCGCCAUCUGCCUGGCCAAAGGGCCCGAAGAAGCGAGCCGGGCCUUUACUGGUAAGCCAUUCCUGCAAUACGGGCUCGUUGGCACUGUCGCCAUGGGUAUCAUACUCGUACAGAGCCUGUCGCCUAUCAGACACGCCUUCUACGAGGUCUUCCUCCACCUCCACCAGUUCCUCGCUUUCUUCGGCAUCAUCGGGGUGUACUUGCACCUGGACAUUGCGCAGCUACCUGCGUUGCCCUACGCCCGAGCCGUCCUUUGGCUAUGGAUGCUGGAUCGUGUCUGGCGAGUCCUGCGUCUGCUAUACCUCAAUUUCACCAUUACCGGAAAGCAUACGUUGGUCAUCAUCGAGGCUCUACCUGGAGAGGCCUGCAGACUCACCUUCCAAUUGCCACGGCACGUCGAGAUCCGACCCGGCAGCCACGUGUAUGCCUACCUGCCACGGAUCUCGUGGUGGCAAUCGCACCCGUUCUCCAUUGCCUGGACGAACUCGGAUUCCGAGCCACCUACGGGAGUCAACGGCGCUCGUUACUCGAUCUUCCCUGGCAGAUCACCAAAGUCGCCCACCUUCCUUGAGCAGUCCCUCAAACCCGCCUGGAAACAGCAAAAGUCACCAACGACUCUCUCCCUCGUGGCGGCUGCCCGGACCGGCAUGACUAGGAAGAUCUAUGACAUGGCGCGUGCCUCACCGAGUGGAUGUAUCCAAAUGGCCGGACUUGUGGAAGGGCCCUACGCAGGCCAUGCCUCACUUGCGUCCUACGGAACGGUCAUCAUGUUCGCAGGCGGUGCCGGCAUCACUCACCACUUGAUACAAAUUCGCCACCUGCUCGCCGGUGCAUACGCCGAUACCGUGGCCACGCGCAAGAUUGUGCUUGUCUGGACGGUCAAGGACACCGAGGCUUUUGCCUGGAUCCGCGACUGGAUGAACGAAAUCAUGGCGAUGCCUGGGCGGAGAGAAAUGCUCAAGGUGAUGCUAUAUGUGACCCGGGGUAAGGAAGGAAACUUUCAAAGCGCCAACGGGACACUGCUGUCGCAUGCCGGCCGGUGCUCUCCUGGGGCUGUGCUUGACGAAGAGCUGCCGUCAAGAUGCGGAGCUACGAUGGUCACUGUCUGUGGGCCGGGUGCUUUUGCCGAUGAGGUGAGAGCGGCUGUGAGGGAACGCAUUCCGUACGCGGCCAUUGAUAUGGACGAGGAGUCAUUUACGUGGUGA
Cyphellophora europaea CBS 101466 is the source of this 1962-nucleotide messenger RNA. RefSeq lists its product as uncharacterized. Gene Ontology annotation, biological process: intracellular iron ion homeostasis; copper ion import; iron ion transport. Gene Ontology annotation, cellular component: plasma membrane. NCBI's taxonomy places the organism in Eukaryota, Fungi, Ascomycota, Eurotiomycetes, Chaetothyriales, Cyphellophoraceae. Gene Ontology annotation, molecular function: ferric-chelate reductase activity. The transcript has a single exon. The coding region runs from base 1 to 1962 and encodes 653 amino acids. The record is from RefSeq and is a predicted model, not a curated record.